Messenger RNA from Xenopus tropicalis (tropical clawed frog), 1376 nucleotides. It is a transcript of the gene krt18, whose product is annotated as keratin 18, type I, gene 1. The record is from RefSeq and is marked provisional. Gene Ontology annotation, cellular component: intermediate filament. Gene Ontology annotation, molecular function: structural molecule activity. Lineage: Eukaryota; Metazoa; Chordata; Amphibia; Anura; Pipidae.
CUCCGCACCACUUACCUGCGCAGCCAUGAGUUACUCCCGCUCCGUGUAUUCUUCCUCCUCUGUAGUAGGGGGGAGUCCCUACCGCUCCCUCAGCGCCGCACCCCGCUUUAUACCCAGUAGCAGCGCCGCUAGUGUCCAUGCUGGGGCAGGGGGCUCCGGGGCCCGCAUCUCUGUAUCUAGGGUAUCCUCAGUGGGGUCAGGGUUUGGCGGUGGCUAUAGCGGGGUAUCUAAUGUGAAUCUGAUCGGCGGGGGGCAGAAUGAGAAGGAGACCAUGCAGGACCUGAAUGACCGCCUGGCAUCCUAUCUGGAGCGGGUCCGCAGCCUGGAGGCAGCCAAUAAGAAACUGGAGGUGCAGAUCCGCCAGCACACGGAAAAGAAGGGGCCCUCCAAGGACUGGAGUCCGUACUACAAGACUAUUGAGGACUUAAGGAAACAGGUGUUUGAUAGCACAUUAGAGAACUCCCAGCUGGUCCUGCAGAUUGACAACGCACGCCUUGCAGCUGACGACUUCAGAGUCAAGUAUGAAGCAGAGAUGGCUAUCCGUAUGUCUGUGGAAGGGGACAUUACCGGGUUGCGCAAGCUUAUAGAUGACACCAACGUCAGCAGAAUGAACUUGGAGAAUGAGAUUGAGUCCCUGAAGGAGGAGCUAAUCUUCCUGAAGAAGAACCACCAGGAUGAUGUGACUGAACUACAGGCUCAGGUUGCAAGGUCUGCUGUAACUGUGGAGGUGGAUGCCCCCAAAUCACAAGACCUUGGCAAGAUCAUGACAGAACUUCGAGCACAAUAUGAUGGACUGGCACAAAAGAACCGCGAUGAUGUUGAGAAGUGGUAUCAGUCUAAGGUGGAUGAGCACACAGUGCAAGUUAACCUAGAUACAGAAGCGCUGCACUCUGCAAAGAGUUCCGUAACUGAUCUGCGCCGCACCGUGCAGUCCCUAGAGAUAGAGCUGGAGUCUCUGCGCAAUCAGAAAGCAAGCUUAGAGGGCACACUCCACGACACAGAAGCACGUUAUGCGAUGGAGCUGGAGAUGCUUGGGGGUACUGCCAUGGCAAUGGAGGCAGAGCUGGUACAAGUCCGCAGUGACUGCCAGAGACAGCAACAGGAGUAUCAGGCUCUUCUUAACACAAAGAUGAAGCUGGAAGCAGAAAUCCAUACCUACAGAAGGCUCCUGGAAGGAGACGGCAGUUUUGACCUCCAAGAUGCUGUGCCAACGGUAACCACACAGACGGUAAAGAAAGUCAUCACGACCACACAGAGGAUUGUGGAUGGGAAAGUGGUUUCGGAAAGCAAUGAUACUGAAGUCCUCAAGUCCUAACUCUUGGAAACAGAUUUUCAUGUCCAUUGCAUUUCAUUUAAUAAACAUUCCAGAAUUCUAA